CGGUGUUAAUUGCUGUUGGGCUUUGGAACCCGGCGGUGGUGGUGCACGAGUCAGGCACGAAAUGCUGAAGCGGCGGCAGUGGCUGACUUUCCAAGCACUGCGCCUUGCGGCCUAUCAGAUACAAGACAUUGUAUGCACGGCACCGUGAAUGUGAACCCAGUCCAGUCCAGCAAUCAUACUAGUUUCCUUUUGAACUUGCAAGAUUGAAAUCGUUGUGUCGAUGCACCUCCAGUGUAUUCAGCACACACACACACAUAUGUUGGAGUGGUAUGAUCAACUUCCGUCCUACCCCUUGGUGGCUGUCCUUGCAUUUUCACUCACCCCUCUCUUCCCUUCGAUUUAUGCUUUCUUAUGGCUUUGCAAGAAGGUUCAUACUAUGUGCUUCCUGUUUCCUUCCUGUUUUCGGGAAUUUCCAUACCCCAACCAACAUCCGUGCUUUGUUUCUGGUCCGCUCGCCCAGACUGACAAGUCGUUGAUGAAACAUCAAUUACUCACCCCAGUGGCCGACUGCAGGUCGUGCGCACCGUUUGCUGUCGGUUCGAAAGGGCAGCCUUGCGGCAGUUGCACGGCGAUCCUCUCGACCUACCAGCCGCCAGUCCAGUCAUAAUCGAUCGAUCGAUUUCUUGAUCAAUCAUGCUGCGCUACUCUGCUCAAGCUCGGUCACUAGACCUGUGGCCCGGUGAGGAGGAGGUCCCCGCAGCGAGAUAACUGUUGCUCCUAGACUGGGGCCAUGUG
Aspergillus brunneoviolaceus CBS 621.78 is the source of this 735-nucleotide messenger RNA. RefSeq lists its product as uncharacterized. NCBI's taxonomy places the organism in Eukaryota, Fungi, Ascomycota, Eurotiomycetes, Eurotiales, Aspergillaceae. The record is from RefSeq and is a predicted model, not a curated record. Bases 221 to 607 code for a protein of 128 amino acids. The transcript is spliced from 2 exons.